GUCGCCCUCAUUUCAAUCAUUUUGUUGAGCUUGCGUUUUGUUAAAACAUUUGUGUUGAAAUUUUCCAAGUGAAUUUCAAUUAAACUAUUAGUAAUAAAAUAAAAUGAAUAUUUUAUCUGAUUCCGAAAGCUCAGAUUCAGAUACAGGAAGAAGAUAUAAAACCGAGUCAACGAGAGCAAAAGAAUUUUUUUUCAAAGAGAUGCGUUGUGAAAACACCGCAAACAAAAAUGUGAGGAAUAAUAGAAAAUGCGAAAAACGUGAAUUAUUUGUUAGCUUGAACAAAAAUCAGACAUCAAAAAGGCAGAAACAAUAUGAAAACCGUACCAAAGAGAGUGAGAAAAUCAAAGAUGGAAAUCGAUUUUUACAUAAAAAUAAUUCAUUAAAAAAUGAUGACCAUCAAACUAAGAAAACACAUGAUGAACGGGAUCGUAAAUUUAGAAGUGAUUCUGAAACUUAUGAGGAAGUUAGAUCAAGAGAAUCAUUAUCGAACGACAACGAACAUGGUCCAUCACUACCUCCACACAUGUUGAAAAUUAAUCAAGAUACCCAUUUUUCUGAUAUUAAGACCAAAGAGUCCCAGGAAAAAAUAUAUGGUCCAUCUUUACCUUCACAUUACUUCGAUAAAGGAUACUCAUCAAAAAGAUAUAAUAAUGUUACAACAAAAGAUAAUGAAUUAUCUGAAAGUGAUGAUGAAUUAAUUGGUCCAGUUCCAAACUGUUUCCUGGAUAAAAAUGACUCGCAAUUGCAACAGCGUGCGCUUGAGCUGAAGCUGUCAAAACUGAAUAGUUCAUCAAAAAAAGACUCUGAUAAUAAAAUACGAGAUAUAUGGAUGACCGAGCUUCCAGAACUACGUAGGGUAAACGAUCUUCAAAAUCGACAAUUCAAAACUAAAGAUUAUGAUAACAACAAAGAUCGAUCGAUAUGGACUGAUACUCCAUCUGAUCGAAAAAAAAAGUUCAACGAAAAAACCCAUUAUGAUUUGAAAAAAAUGGAUCGUGAAAAAAUGGAAAAGGUAAUAAGUCAUCAGAGAGACUAUGAACAAGAAGCGAUAGCGAAGAAACAUAAACGAGAUGAAUCACUGUUAGAUAUACAUCAGAAAAAUAUAAAGAAAAAGAUUAAAUCAUUGAAAAACAUCGAACCUGUAGAGCGUCGUCCAUUUUCAAGAGAUUCAGACCUUAAAGUAAACCGCUUUGAUGAAUCAUUGAAAAAAACCGUCUUAAAAAAGGCUCAAUUGCUUGAUACGAGAUUCAAUAGUGGUCAAACCAAAUAUUUGUAACAAAAUUAAACACCCUUUAACCAGCAAUCAUUUUUAAUAAAGAAUUACAGAUCCAUUUCAGUUGGAAUAAAAAAUUAAAUAGAAGUAAAAAUAAAUUAUUAUCUGGUCCUAUUGAA
Molecule: messenger RNA, 1392 nt
Organism: Contarinia nasturtii (swede midge)
Lineage: Eukaryota; Metazoa; Arthropoda; Insecta; Diptera; Cecidomyiidae
Product: GPALPP motifs-containing protein 1
Exons: 3
Coding region: 104-1276 (390 amino acids)
Source: RefSeq, a predicted model, not a curated record